CCACUUGUGUCCCGGCGCUGGAGGAGAAACAGCAGGCUCCAGUUUUUACUAACUUCUGCCUUUCAUAAACAUAUAACUCAUGUUCACUGAACUUCUUCCCCACUCAAAGUCUUUCCACUGACUUUCAAAAAAAUGCUCUCGUGGCAUGCCUGGUGGACCUGGGACUUGCUACUACUGCUCUUAGGCUUGUCAAGCCAUGCUGGUUCAGCGGCUCAGAUCAUAGAAGAACGAGGCUCAAAAGGACAUCUUGAUCUCACAGAACUAAUAGGAGUUCCUCUCCCUCCCUCCGUCUACUUUAUCACGGGCUAUGGAGGGUUUCCAGCUUACAACUUCGGCCCAGAUGCUAACAUCGGCAGAUUGACAAGUGCUAUAGUGCCGCUGCCUUUCUACAGAGAUUUCGCUAUCGUGGUUACAGUGAAACCAAACAGUGAUCGGGGAGGAGUGCUCUUUGCAAUAACAGAUGCCUUUCAGAAAACUAUUUACCUGGGAAUGAGGCUUUCACCGGUUGAUGACAACACCCAGAGAAUAAUUAUGUACUACACAGAGCCAGGUUCCCAUAUUUCCCGAGAGGCUGCUUCGUUCAAAGUACCAGUGAUGACUAACAGGUGGAACAGAUUUACAGUGACUGUGCAGCGAAAUGAAAUUGCUUUGUUCAUGGACUGUGAAGAGUAUCAGAGGAUUCAGUUUCAGAGAUCAAAUCGAGCCUUGAUGUUUGAAUCUGGCUCUGGUAUAUUUGUUGGCAAUGCAGGAGCAACAGGAUUAGAGAAAUUCACAGGCUCUAUUCAACAUCUGACAAUCAAAUCUGAUCCAAGGGCUACAGAAGACCAAUGUGAAGAUGAUGAUCCUUAUGCUUCAGGAGACAUGAGUGGCAAUGGCAGCGUUCAAGAACAAGAAGGUAUUCCAGAGACACAAGAAGUGCUUGCACCUUCUCAUCUUCUCAUAAGGCCUGAAGAUACGUCAGCUGAGCCAGUGGAAGCUCCCCCAACUGUAUUGUCUCGUUUGGAAGAAAAUGAUUUCUCAGGACAUCACAUAUCAGAAGAAACCACUGAACCAGCUAAAAUUAAUGAACAAGAUUCGACUGUCACAGAAGCUGGACAAGGCAGCAGUGAAUCUACCUCUGUCACACAGGAAACGUUAAGAGAAGAUAUUGGCUCUGGUGUUACUGUUUUGCCAGGAGUGAGCAAUGGGAAGGACCAGAAGGGUCAGAAAGGAGGGAAUGGGCUCACAGGACCUCCAAGAGGGCCGGGAGUGGACGAGAGGCAGAAAAAAGAUCAAGGACCUCCUGGGCCUCCAGGAAAACCUGGCCAAGAUGGGCCUCCGGGAUUGCCUGGUCCUCCUGGUCUUGACGGAAUGGUUGGCCCACCAGGACCAAAGGGAGAAAAAGGCGAUCGAGGUCUUCUUGGUUCUGUUGGUCCAAAGGGUGAAACUGGAAUAACUGGAUCAAUAGGUCCCAAAGGACAAGCAGGAGCUGAUGGGCCUCCAGGGAAACCUGGACCACCUGGACCUCCUGGACCUCCUGGACCUCCUGGACCCCCAGGUCCAAGCUACGGUUUGGGAUUUGAGGACAUGGAAGGAUCAGGGAGUAUUGCUGUGUUAAGUGAAUCCAAAACUCCUGGAACAAGAGGGCCAAAGGGUGAAGUAGGUUACAUUGGCCUGCCAGGUUCAAAGGGAAUGCCAGGUACAAAUGGAAGACCAGGUUUUCCUGGCAUCGCUGGGCGUCCUGGAGCAGUGGGCCCAAAAGGGGAGAAGGGUGACCCAGGACCUCAGGGUGAACCAGGACAGGAUGGGACUAGUAUAGUGGGUCCACCUGGACCACCUGGACCACCAGGACCAAUCAUAGGUAUACCUGAGCUACUACUGAAUGAUACAGAUGGAAUUUUUAAUUCGACUGCAAUUAAAGGAUUGGUUGGGCCCCCAGGGCCAGAUGGCAAGCCAGGUCUACCAGGAUUUCCUGGCCCUCGGGGACCAAAAGGAGAUACUGGCUUACCUGGACUUCAAGGACCUAAAGGACAACGGGGUGAAAAGGGAGAACCAGGAGCUCUCGUUGCUGCUGAUGGAUCUUUAACUGAAUUAUUAGGAAGAAAAGGACAGAAGGGAGAAGCUGGAGCAGUAGGACAGGCGGGACCAAUGGGACCAGUAGGACCUGCUGGACCCAAAGGAGAACUUGGUUUCCCAGGACGCCCAGGCCGCCCAGGACUGAAUGGAAUGAGAGGAGUGAAAGGUGAACGAGGCGAAGCGUUACAUGGCCCCCCUGGCUUGCCUGGACCUCCAGGACCCCCUGGGCCUCCAGGACGGAUAGUUUAUAUCAAAGGAACAGUUUUCCCAAUCUCUCCCAGACCUCAUUGCAAAAUGCCAGUGAACCCUCCUUACCCAGGAAAUCAAGAAGCUCUUAAUGUCCAAGAUGCGAAAGGAAGUGGAAAUUCCUGGGGAACGCACAGUUCAGCAAACAUAAAAGGAGAAAAAGGAGAAACAGGGGCUCCAGGACCACCAGGUCCACCUCUGCCUCCAUCAUAUUUCAGCCACUUUAUUAAUAGCAUAAAGGGUGAAAAAGGAGACAAUGGAGGCCCUGGUGUAAAAGGAGAAAAAGGAGAGCCAAAUGGAGGUUUUUUUCUGACGGGACCUCCUGGACCUCCUGGAAGACCGGGAUCAAUUGGACCAAAAGGGGAUUCUGUUGUUGGACCCAGAGGACCUCCUGGAUUACCUGGACUACCUGGUUUACCAGGUUAUGGAAAAAUUGGACCUCCUGGACCACCGGGACCACCAGGACCACCCGGUCCUCCAGCAAUAUAUGGGUCAGCACCUGCAAUUCCUGGGCCACCAGGUCCUCCAGGAGAGCCAGGGCUGCCUGCGACCAGGAAUCUGGUUACAACGUUCCGCAAUGUAGAGGGUAUGUUGGAAAAAGUUCAUUUUGUAGCAGAAGGUACACUAAUCUAUCUGAGUGAAACCAGUGAGGUUUUCAUCCGUGUUCGAAAUGGAUGGAGAAAAUUGCAGCUUGGUGAGUUAAUUCCUAUCCCUGCUGACAGCCUUCCACCUCCAGCCUUAUCAAGCCAUGGAUUUCAGUCUCUUCCGGCAUUGAGUCCAAUUUCAAAUGUGAAUAAUGGAAAACCAGCACUGCAUCUGGUGGCUUUAAAUUUGCCGUUAGCUGGUGACAUGCGAGCAGAUUUUCAGUGCUUUCAACAGGCACAGCUGGCAGGCUUGACAUCUACCUAUAGAGCCUUCCUGUCAUCACAUUUGCAAGAUCUAGCCACAGUUGUAAGAAAAACAGACAGAUACAAUUUACCAAUAGUCAAUCUUAAGGGAGAAACACUUUUCAGUAACUGGGAAUCAAUAUUUAAUGGGAAUGGUGGACAAUUCAACCCUCAUGUACCAAUAUACUCAUUUGAUGGAAGAAAUGUCAUGACAGAUCCAUCUUGGCCUCAGAAAGUAAUAUGGCAUGGUUCAACUGCAAACGGGAUCCGACUGGUUAGCAACUACUGUGAAGCCUGGCAUACAGCUGAUAUAGCAGUUAUGGGACAAGCAUCACCACUGAAGACAGGGAAACUUCUUGAUCAGAAAGCAUAUAGCUGUAGUAAUCAGUUUAUCGUUCUCUGCAUUGAAAACAGUUUCAUAUCUGAUGCUCAAGGAAAAUAGUUUACCUGUUGCACAUAAGUAUUCCAUUUUAUGACAAAAAAGAAAAAAAAAAAUGCUGACACUGAAAUU
Nothoprocta perdicaria is the source of this 3699-nucleotide messenger RNA. It is a transcript of the gene COL15A1, whose product is annotated as collagen type XV alpha 1 chain. The transcript has 38 exons. The coding region runs from base 133 to 3630 and encodes 1165 amino acids. NCBI's taxonomy places the organism in Eukaryota, Metazoa, Chordata, Aves, Tinamiformes, Tinamidae. The record is from RefSeq and is a predicted model, not a curated record.